CCCUUCCUCUCUCCUAUUCCACUUUCACGGGAAACCUAGAUCUCCUAGCCGGAACCCUAAUUCUUCCCAUGGCCGCCACUCUCCUCCUCCUAUCGGUCCCAUUCUUCUCUCUAUCCGCCAUCGCCGUCGCCCUGGCCUUCCUCGUCCGGCCCCGGCCUGUCCGGAUCCCCGUCAAGGGGCGGCAUGUCUUCAUCACCGGCGGAUCGAGUGGCAUCGGGCUCGCCCUUGCCCGCCGGGCCGCCGCGGAGGGCGCCCGCGUCUCCAUCCUCGCCCGCAGCGCCGCCCGCCUCAAUGAGGCCCGCGAGGCCAUCCGCCUCGCAACCGGGGACGUCGCUGUCUUCAGCGCCGAUGUCCGCGACGCCGAGGCCGUCGCCCGGGCAGUGGAGGCCGCGGGGCCUAUUGAUUUGCUGGUGUGCAACCACGGCGUGUUCACGCCCCAGGAGCUGGAGCACCAGGACCUCGAGGAUGUGCGGUUCAUGGUGGACGUUAACCUCAUGGGGACUUUUCACCUCAUUAAGGCUGCUCUCCCAGCCAUGAAGCAGAGGGCAAGGGCCACCAAGCUUCCUGCCUCCAUUUCCAUCAUGUCCUCCCAGGCCGGCCAGGUGGGGGUUUAUGGUUACACAGCUUACUCUGCAAGCAAAUUUGCUCUCCGUGGCUUAGGUGAAGCUCUGCAGCAUGAAGUUAUAGGUGACAACAUCCAUGUGUCACUGAUAUUUCCUCCUGAUACAGAGACCCCAGGUUUUGCUGAAGAGCACAAGAGAAGACCAGAGCUCACCAAUAUUAUAGCUGGAUCUUCUGGUGGAAUGAAGGCUGAUGAUGUUGCUCAAAAAGCUAUGGAUGGUAUCAAAACUGGAACAUUUAUUGUUCCAUGCAACUUUGAGGGAACUAUGCUAUCAAUCGCGACAGCUGGUUUGUCCCCACAAAGGUCAUAUCGGAUGGCAUUUGUCGAGGUGUUUGGUGCCGGUUUCAUGCGCUUUAUGGGUCUUUGUUUCCAAUGGAAUUGGUUUAGCACCAUAGAAAAUUGGCAUGCCAAAAAGAAAAGCAUGUAAAAAACAACAAUUUUCAAAAUGUGUCCAACGUUCUGUUGUUUAUAUGCUGUUUUCUUGCAUGUAUUCAAUAAUGACAAUAAAUUGGUUCUUUCCCAAAGUUUCUUGUCUUAUUCAUGACAACAUGAAUGAAAAAUUUUAUGUA
Messenger RNA from Elaeis guineensis (African oil palm), 1191 nucleotides. Its product is annotated as 3-dehydrosphinganine reductase TSC10A. Gene Ontology annotation, biological process: sphingolipid biosynthetic process. Gene Ontology annotation, molecular function: 3-dehydrosphinganine reductase activity. The record is from RefSeq and is a predicted model, not a curated record. Gene Ontology annotation, cellular component: endoplasmic reticulum membrane. NCBI's taxonomy places the organism in Eukaryota, Viridiplantae, Streptophyta, Magnoliopsida, Arecales, Arecaceae.